Molecule: messenger RNA, 993 nt
Organism: Fusarium proliferatum ET1
Lineage: Eukaryota; Fungi; Ascomycota; Sordariomycetes; Hypocreales; Nectriaceae
Exons: 1
Coding region: 1-993 (330 amino acids)
Source: RefSeq, a predicted model, not a curated record
AUGGACCUCCUUGACAAACUCGAAGCCAUGGCGCAGGCCGCAUCAGCAUUUCAGGACGACAACAUCCUUCAAUCAACUAUCACUCGGUGGCAAAAGCUGUUUGGAUACUCACCCGCAAUGGCCGAGAGAAAGAUUAUAGAGCACCGAAACCAUCCCUUGCGUUUCACUAUUUCUGAAGACCACUGGGCCGUCAUGCGAGACCGGAUGGAGGCUGAGGGACACGACCGGGAGUCAUACGAGCACUCAUACAGUCAUACCUCAGGUGAUAUAGUCACCCAGAGCCAGGAGAUGCCUAUGAAGGAAAAGCGCAGGCUUCGAGCCGCUAACUUCUUGAUCCAGCUCGAAGGCCCCUUGAACAGUGUUAAAGCCGUGAUUCAAGCGGCGGACCUGUGGUGUCCAUCCUCGACCGAAGUUCUUGCUGCCACCGACCUAUCUGGACGGCCGUGUUCUUUCUUCAAGAUCAACGGGAUGGAUAAGCUAGCCAUUGAGGGAUGGCUAAAAGAAUAUCCUCACCUCGAUUUUCAACCAACCAUUAUUAAAGAUCCCUAUGCACAAAAGGAUCUCUCGCCCACUUCUUUGUACCCAACGUUGGGCAUCGAUACAACACUGCCACAGUUUCGACCAGGGCCAGCCGCGACACCUCGCCCUUUGAAAAACGAAUUACUUGUCUGGUAUUUCUUUUACGGGACGCUUACCGAUCCAUCCUUUCUAUCGAAGUUCUUUGGUUCCAACUUCCAGGCUGAAUACCACGCAGCCACUAUUCGAGGUGGAGUUUUGAAGACUUGGGGAAGGUAUUAUGCGUUCGUGGACGAGUUAAGCCACACCAACUUCGUCCAUCAAAAGGCACUUCUCGUCGAGACCCGAGAACAGGAGGAGCUUCUACGGGCAUACGAGACGAAUACUUAUGAAGUGGUUCGAUGCAGUAUCGAUAUGGGUUUGGAACAGCCCAUGAGUGGCCUGACAUUUCGAUUUGUUACAGAUAUCAUGGAUUAG